GGUGCGCGCCGUUUGAAAGCAUGGCGCCGGCGGGGCGGCUGGUGCUGAGCGAGGAGAAAAUCCGCGAGAAGAGCGGCCUGCCGCCUCACUGCGACCUGGCUGAACUUCAGUCAUUAUCUAUUCCUGGAACUUACCAAGAAAAAAUUACUCACCUAGGAAACUCCUUGAUGAAUUUAACAGGUCUGAGGUCUCUAGAUCUGUCACGCAACUCCUUGGUUAGUCUAGAGGGCAUCGAGCACCUGGUCGCGCUGCAGCGCCUCAGCCUCUACUACAACCGCAUCUCCUCGCCUGCCGAGCUGUUCCGGCUCCGUGCGCUGCCCGCGCUCUCGGAUGCAGACUUCCGGCUGAACCCCGUGGUGAAGAGCGAGCCCGGCUACCGCCUCUUCAUGGUGCACCUGCUCCCAGGGCUCCGGCGGCUGGAUGACCGCCCUGUGAGGGAGAGCGAGCGGGAAGCAUCCCAGCUGCAUUUUGCUUCAGAGGAAUCACUGGACUCAAAGCAGAGCUUCCCAACUGCUUUCAGAGUCGAAAGACCGCGCCACUCCAGAGCCACGUGCGCCGACCCCUCGGCCGGGAAGUGCUUGGUCAUGGAUGCGGACGACGAGGCGGUCCUGAACCUCAUUGCCGAGUGUGAGUGGGACCUGGGCAACCCUCCCGGGAGCACGAGCUCCAGCCAGAAGGAGCGAGAGGUCAGCUUCCAGGGCUCCCAAGUAGAGUCACGGCGUCCGCUGAGCCCGCUGUCGGCGCAGCACCAGUGUGGGGACUCCCGGAGGAAGGGCCGCGGGAAGACGAGCGGCGCCAGGGGCGUGUGUGCGGAGCUGCAGCUUCAGGACCCACGCUGUGGCGAGCCCCCUGCGCAGCCCUUCCCGCCUCGCCCCGACUCCGUGGACGACGACGACCCAGCCCUUUCUCAAAAGUCAAGUUUGUCGACACAGAAGGUGUUAAAUCCAUUGCCUGCUGCCGAAAAGCACAGGAAGCGAAGAAUGCCUGGUGGGAGGUUCCAGGCACCUGCGGACCAGGAGUGUCUGAGCUGCCUGGAGGCACCCGACGGGCCCUCGAGCCUUGAGAGUCUGAGCAGGAGGAAUGGUUCCGAGGCGUGGAGCAAGGGGACCUUCUCUCACCCAGUGGCGUUGGAGCCCGGGCAGCAGGGGCCCCCCAGCGCAAGUGGCUCUGGAGAGGUGUGUCCUAGGCGGCACUUGGCCGCACCGCCCGGGAUGAAGCCCACCCUGGAGGUACUGGCCCUGGAAGCCCUCCUCGACCUGGUGGACCGAUACUGGAGUGGCUGCAGGUCCCUGCACAGCAACGAGGUGUUCCUUGCUCAGGCAAGACACAUUUUGUCGUCUGUUCAAGAAUUCACAGCCACUCAGGACAGUUCCACAACUGUGAGUGAGGAGAUCAGCUACCUGACUCUGGAAAAUAAGUCCCUCUAUGGCCACCUGGCCGAGCUGCAGCAACAGCACAGCGUGAGGAUGCGCGAGGUGGUGUCGGAGCUCGGCGACACUCGGAGGGAGAUGGACCAGCUGAGGCAGCACCUGGACCGCGCGCUGGAGGAGAGCAGCAGCCUGAAGUCGCUCUUGCUCAGCGUGAAGGAGGUGGCGAGAAGCGCCGACCCACCUGCCGCGCUGAGCGUGCAGAUCGCGGGACUGCAGGCGGGUGUGAAGAGCCUGUCAGGGGAGGUGGUGGAGCUGAGGCAGCACCUGGAGCAUGACGACAGGGUGCAGGAGCUCACGCAGCUGCUCCAGGAGAGCCACAGGUCCCUGGUCAGCACCAACGAGCGCCUCCUGCAGGAGCUGGGCCAGGUGCGGGCGCAGCACCAGGUGGAGGUGGAGCAGCUGCACUGGAGCUACAAGGAGCUCAAGAAGACCCUGGCCCUGUUCCCCGCCGGGGUCACCAGCCCAGGCCGACGCUAGCCCUGCGCUCCGUGCUGUGCCCGCAGUGCCUGAGCGCUUGGGGUGUGUUUGGGGCCUGUGGCUCGGUGCUCUGAAGCAUCCUAAGAAGACAGGCUUAAUCCAGGCCCUUCACGUUGAGACAGACAGAUCAGUCGUUUUUCAUCAUGCAGCUUGAGAUAAAAAAUGCUGUAUUUUUCUGCCUGAUGUGCAAGAGAGCCACGUGGAUGAGAACAAAAGAGCUCAUAUGGGACAAGCAGUUUUGUUUAAUAAACUAACACGUCCUGAAAGGGCAGCUCCUUCAUUGUG
Messenger RNA from Vicugna pacos (alpaca), 2192 nucleotides. It is a transcript of the gene CEP72, whose product is annotated as centrosomal protein 72. Lineage: Eukaryota; Metazoa; Chordata; Mammalia; Artiodactyla; Camelidae. Gene Ontology annotation, molecular function: protein binding. Gene Ontology annotation, biological process: regulation of protein localization to centrosome; centriole replication; spindle organization. The record is from RefSeq and is a predicted model, not a curated record. Gene Ontology annotation, cellular component: centriolar satellite.